CCCAGAGCAGCUGGGAGGGGCAACAUGUGGAUAGUGGACAACAGCCUCAAGACAAACAGCACCCCAGCAUUUUUCUGUGCAGUUAGAAUCAGCCCAAGAACCUAAGACAUAAUCUGCAGCCAAAAGACGAACCAUGGAAUCAUUAUCAGAAGAAGCCAUGAAGUAUUAUAUUGUGAAUAAGGUGGAUCCGAGACAACGUCUGCUCUCGAAGAUUGUGGAAGAGGUGCAGGAUAUCAUCCAUCGGUUGACCAAAGAAAUCAGCUACAAAGACAUUAGAUUCCAAGCCAUUCCUAAAUCAAACUAUCACAAUGAGAACAUCAGGGUUUUGGCACCCACCCAGUUUGUCAUUACAGUCCCAAUUAAAGGACUACUUGGGUAUAAAAAGAGCCAGACCCGACGAUGGCGGUAUUAUUCUGUGAGUGGCUCCAAGCUCUUCUCUCCAAUUCGGGAUCCUGAAGAAAUGUACCAAUGGCUGGAGAUAAAUCAGUUUUUGAAGACUCUGCGGCAGUGGCAUGAAACGGAUGUGACUAUGGAAGGAGAUAUCAUGCCAGCAAAGGUCCUUGAAGUCUUCCUGAAGCUGGUGCAAGACUCAGUUAAGACCUGCAACCUCUCUCAUGAAGUCAGCAUAGUAGAAAAUUUCGGUCCCAUGGUUCGAUUAGCUGUGGAGACAUCACAGUUUCAGGUGGAGGUAGAGCUGAUUCCGGUGAUAGAGAUCCUCAACCGUUGGUGUGAAAAAGCUCGCUGGCCUCGAUGUCUCUCACGCUGGCCUUCUCGGGAAAAAGUACAAUGUGUUAAGUCAUUCGGGUAUAACCUGAUGGCUAGCUCCAGCUACCACUGGCAAAUGGGUUUCGACCGAGCUGAGUACAUGCUGAUGGAGGGGAUAGAUGAUGAUGGCGGCUGCAGAAAGAUAUGUUAUCAGGUCCUGAGACAGAUGAAAGAGGAUAUUUGGUGUCCUGGAAAUAGACCCGCCAUCACAUCCCAGCAUCUUCAGACUGUACUCUUUUGGACUUGUGAAAAGUACCCACGUACCAAAGACUGGCGUGUCUUCAGAAAAGCCUUCCUGCGCCUGGUCCGGAAGCUGUACAAGUGUGUGAACCAGCACUACCUGAAACACUUUUUCAUCAAGGGGACCAACAUGCUUCAGUACGUCAGCAGAAAUGAUUUGGAAGAGGUGGCCCAAAAGCUGACCCUUUACCUGAAGAACCCAGUGCUCUACCGAUACUGAGAGCCAGAGAUGGUCUCCAAGGCUUGGCCUUGCCCGACUUCUCCUUUGAUGACCACCACACUGGUGGAAUUUGAGACUCUGACCACCUGCCGUGGUUCUGACGGGGCAAAGGAGACGUGAACCCAAAGCAUUUCAAACUGGAUCCUACAAUGUCCUACCCAUACCUAUGUGGUUUGGGUUAAGUAUUUCACUUCUAAACGACCUCACUUGGGAGCUGAGCCUGCCCAAGCCACAGAUUGUGAGCUGUUGAUAGUUCCAUGUUUAUUUGUCUCUGAUCGGACUCCUUACUGUCUAUUAGAGAGGAGAGAGGAGACUGGAGCUCCUAGUCCUGGAAAUAAAUGAUCAUAACGAUCCGGUGUACUCCCACAUCACUGACCGGGGACAUACUAUUUUUUUUUCCAUUUGUAAAGUGGGAGUAUGAAUGCCUGCUUCACCAAGGUAUUGUGAUGCCCUUUCAAGUGAAAGGCACUUGAUCAACACAGAGUGUUAUUAGGAGCUGACAUCCGCAGCUAGGAUGGAGAACUUACCUAUAUCGUUGAUUAAAAGACUAGGUUUAAUAGCUAACUGUGUUAGCAUAUCGCUGGAUGUUCUCAGUACUCUCCAAAUUAUUCUUAUUCACAUGGGUCCUCUAGCUUUUUCCACAGGUAGAGAGAGAAUUACAUUGAUGGCCUGAGGGUAGGUCAACAGAAGAUCAGUGGGAUGGGUGAGUGUGGGUACCAGUUACUGUUACUCA
Molecule: messenger RNA, 1958 nt
Organism: Dromiciops gliroides (monito del monte)
Lineage: Eukaryota; Metazoa; Chordata; Mammalia; Microbiotheria; Microbiotheriidae
Gene: MAB21L3
Product: mab-21 like 3
Exons: 6
Coding region: 134-1225 (363 amino acids)
Source: RefSeq, a predicted model, not a curated record